Molecule: messenger RNA, 1434 nt
Organism: Miscanthus lutarioriparius
Lineage: Eukaryota; Viridiplantae; Streptophyta; Magnoliopsida; Poales; Poaceae
Source: the annotation of a GenBank genome assembly
AUGGCCUUCAAGCUCACACUUCCUCCGAUGCAUGCUGGAGGCGGCCGCCGCCGCCGUCUCUCCCUGCUGCUGCGUCUCGCCGCUGCCUGCUACCUCCUCCUUCUUCCGCCGUCCCGCGCGUCGUCGUCGUCGUCGUCGGUGGUGACGCACCUGCCGGGAUUCGACGGCUCUCUGCCCUUCUACCUGGAGACCGGGUACGUGGGCGUGGACGAUGACACCGGGACGGAGCUCUUCUACUACUUCGUGGAGUCGGAGCGGAGCCCGCGCACGGACCCCGUGCUCCUGUGGCUCACCGGCGGGCCACGCUGCACCGUCUUCAGCGGCCUCGCCUUUGAAGUAGGUCCUAUAAAAUUUGUGUUGGCACCUUAUACGCCUCACCAAAGCAGCCUGCCGCAGUUGGUCUACAACCCAUAUUCAUGGACACAGAUGGCAAGUAUUCUCUUCGUGGAUUCCCCUGUUGGCUCUGGUUUCUCGUAUGCGCGGGAUCCCAAAGGCUAUGAUGUAGGAGACUACUCAUCGUCUUUGCAAAUCGUCACAUUCCUGAAGCAGUGGUUCAUCGAUCAUCCGCAGUACCUUUCAAAUGUUUUCUACAUUGGUGGAGAUUCGUAUGCUGGAAAGGUGGUUCCACUUAUUGCACAGUAUAUUUCAGAAGGAAUUGAUGAAAGGCAGCAGCCUCGCAUCAAUCUCAAGGGCUAUCUAGUUGGCAAUCCUGUAACAGACUCUAGGUUUGAUGAAAACUUCGUGAUUCCAGCUUCUCAUGGCUUUGGAAUCAUAUCUGAUCAGCUAUACGAGGCUGCAGUGGAGCAUUGCAAAGGAGAUUAUGUAAACCCUGCAAACAAAUUGUGCGCUGAGGUGCUGCUCACUAUUAAAGAUCUCCUUUCUGAAAUCCCAAAAGCACAUAUCCUGUACGACGUAUGCCCUGUAGCUGCGCCAAAACCCAAAUAUAAUGGCGAUUCAAGAAGGGUUCUAUCAGAAGAAUCUAUACAGCUAAAUGAGCCACCGGGUCGUCCUAAACUUCAUUGUUUUACAUAUGGUUACUACUUGGCUUACUAUUGGAUGAACAACGAUACUACCAGGGAUGCUCUUGGGAUCAAGGAGGUAUUUCUUUUUCUUUUCUUUGAAACGGAAGGAGGUUUACGAUAUAACAUACACCAACAAUUUGACCUUUGCGACGGUGAAGGUAGCUAUGUCCCUAAUCCCUAUCAGAUUUUGUCGAUAGCUCACGACGUUUUCACGAUUGGAUCAGGGUGGCGCCAUACCACUCCAGAAUACCAGCCUGAAGAAAGUUUCGCGAUGGCUCAAAGGUGGCUGGACGGUGAGCCUCUGACACAUCUGCUUUGCCCUCGACUCCCAAGUGUCAAAUCCCAACGAUGUGCCUCCGGUGGUAUUGGGGCCUCUAAGCAGAAGAAUAGCAUGUUCCUAAACAAGUACUAG